This is a messenger RNA of Eptesicus fuscus (big brown bat), 2202 nucleotides long. RefSeq names its product sperm tail PG-rich repeat containing 1 (gene STPG1). Gene Ontology annotation, biological process: epigenetic programing of male pronucleus. The record is from RefSeq and is a predicted model, not a curated record. The transcript is spliced from 9 exons. Bases 153 to 1148 code for a protein of 331 amino acids. Gene Ontology annotation, cellular component: female pronucleus; male pronucleus; germinal vesicle. NCBI's taxonomy places the organism in Eukaryota, Metazoa, Chordata, Mammalia, Chiroptera, Vespertilionidae. Gene Ontology annotation, molecular function: chromatin binding; histone binding.
GAAUUCUAACCCCCGCCCCUUGGGUGUUCCUCUGCCUACAUCUCUCCUGCUCCGAGCCUCAGGCGGCCACCGGUAAAAAGAAAGGGUGCUUGGAAGAACCGUAGUAGAGUUUUUCAUCAAACAAAUGAAACACAUCACAGAACGGUGCUAAGAUGGCCACCUUGGCACAAAGAGACCUACAGCCUGCCAGAAGAUACAUGAAAGUACAGAGAGGUUUUACCGCUGCAUAUCCAACACAAUCCUCCAUUCCUUACAAAUCUCAGUCUGAGAAUAUUUCAGAAUCAGAAAAGAAAGGAUUUAAUAGUCAAUCCAAGAGAUUUGAUCAUAAAAAGGACAAUAUCCCGGGUCCUGGCUCCUACAACAUCACUCACCAAUCUCCAGUGUUCAACAGCGCCUCGCUGUCCACGAGAGGGACGUGUGCGUUUCCCUCGAGGCGUGACCGAAUGGGCCCCAUCGUUUCUAAAUAUCCCGCAGCAAAUGCGUACACUCUGCCGUCAUGUUUUGUUUCGAAGAAAGACUUCAGUAAUACCUGUUCCAGCAUGUUCCAGAUGCCAAGCUUUGGAAAAGGCCUCAGAUUUGAAACUCCUGCACCAAACCAUUACAAUGCCUCCGUCUCUUACUGCAAGCAGAGAAACAACGUCUGUGCCCGAGCCGAGUUUCUGUCCAAAACCGAGAGAGGAGUGUUCACCAUCCCUGGAAAAGGACCGGCACCAGGGCAUUACGAUAUCAACGAAUCCCUUGUGAAGCAGUCGCCAACGACAUUAGUGUCCUGUUUUAAAUCAAAAACUGACCGUGGAUUAAAACUGACAUCAACCGUCCCGGGACCCGGUUAUUACAACCCACACGAUCACAUCACAAUUCCGAAAAAGGCCUUUAUCCCGAAACACUCCAUCCUGAACUUCUCCACCCAGCCUCUGUCUCUGCCCCUGAAGCCGUCUCUCCCAGGCCCUGGGCAGUACGAGAUUGUGGACUACGCGGGGCCGCCCAAGUAUUUAAUCUCCAGUGCAUCGUUCGUGUCCAACACCAAGCGGUGGACAGCGGCGCCGACUCAACCAGGCCUGCCUGGCCCAGCCACCUACAAGCCGGAGCUCCCUGGGAAGCAGUCCUUUCUCUACAACGAGGGCAACAGGUGGAUCCCGGUGUUGUAGCGACCGCACAGGCACGGGAAAGCCCGGCCACCAGCGGCCCCACGUGGGGCAGCUCCGCCACCUGGCUCCGUGGUGGCGGCCUUUGUCCUGGUCUCGAGCUGCCUCCUGGAGAUUGGGCCUCCCAGCCCUCUGACCCCGUGGCUUCCUGAGAAGAAGAGGAGAGGACAGAGCCUCCCCGGUUCCUUGGCCAGGCACCUGGCCAGGCUGCUGUCUGCACCUGCCCUCAGACGCAAGGGGCUCCUGACGCUCGGGCUCCAGGGAGAAGGUAGAGGAGGGCAGCUGCCCUGCCUAGCAGCCUGGUGCUGACCAGGGCUCUGGGGCCCACGUGCAUCUGCAGCGGGGACAGCACAGCCUUCUGGCCUCGGCUUCCAGACCCUCCUGGUGUUCCCAGAGCUGGAAGGCUCAGAGGCGCUUGUGACAGACACGCAGGGGUUGCCUGGGCUCCUUGCCCCCCCCAAGCCCUUGGAUCUCACCUUCAGGAAGAGCGUGGCAGCCAGUCACCUGGUCACCGUGCUCAGCACCCACCCCCAGGAGAGGCUGCUGCGUGCUUCACUGGCUCCGUGUUCAACAGCACAUGUGGGCGGGGCCCUGCUGGAGCCAGAGCCUGGAAACGGGUUCUGGGGGGCACGGGAGCCACGCAACACCCUGAGCCUGCAGGUUCUCACUCUCACCCGGCCUUUCCCCUUCCUGGGCUGGGCUCCCCAACCCCCUGCUCAAGUUGGACACUUAAUGCAUCUUUUCUGGCCUGUCAUUUCCCCUCGGCAAGAGGAGAAGAUUCCCAAAGAACCAGGAGAAGGUAGAAGUAGCCACACACGCCUCCUUCCCCAAAUAUUGGCAUUCUCUUUCAGUUUCGUGAGUGGAACUCUCUCAGACAGCCUGCCCUCCCCACAGCGAGGACAAGGCUCUCACUUCCCUUUCGCGCCCUCCUUUGACUUUGCUCUGGAAAUGCUACAUCCUGGGCCUCCAUGUCAAAACUGGCUGCUGAUGGGCUCUCCACUGAGGGAGGGGUUGGAAGGAUGGAAUAACAUCCAAUUAAAUUGAAAUCUUGCAUCUC